AUGGAGGUGGAAAGGGAGAAGGAACAAGAGUCAGAGUGGCUUAAAGCUCAAAAGAUUGAGAUAACUGUGGAUCUUUUGGCUGCAGCUAAAGAGCACCUUCAGUUUCUUGCUGCUGUUGAUAGGAAUCGUUGGCUUUAUGAUGGUCCUACCCUUGACAAGGCCAUUUAUAGGUAUAAUGCUUGCUGGCUUCCCUUGCUUGCCCAACAUUUGGAGGCAGCAAUUGCUGAAGGACCAUUGGUGGUGCCUCUAGACUGUGAAUGGAUUUGGCACUGCCACCGGCUCAAUCCAGUACGAUACAAAUCUGACUGUGAAGAACUUUAUGGAAAGAUCCUGGAUUACUCUGAUGUUGUAUCCUCUGUCAAAGGAGUUUGUAAAAGGCAAACUGCAGAAAUUUGGAAUAGGUUCUAUCCAGAUGAGCCCUAUGACUUCAACUUGGCUUCCUCAGAAGCUGUCCAUGAGAAAAUUUCAACCCUUGAAAAAGGCACCAACUAUGAUUUGGUGUCGGCAGUCAAAAGGCAGAGCCCUUUCUUUUAUCAGGUUUCCAGACCUCAUAUGAACAAUGAUAUUUUUCUUGAAGGAGCUAUAGCCAGAUAUAAAGGGUUUUUGCAUAUUAUUAAGAGGAACAGGGAAAAGUCCAUAAAAUGCUUUUGCGUUCCAACUUAUGACAUUGAUCUUAUCUGGCACACACACCAGUUGCAUCCUGUUUCUUACUGUAAAGAUGUGAGUCAGGCACUUGGCUGGAUAUUGGGACAUGAUGACAUGGACUCUGACAGAUCUAAAGGGAAGAAGCUGGAUGUUGGAUUUUCUGGAACCACCAGACAUUGGGAAGAGACAUUUGGCAGAAGGUAUUGGAAGGCAGGUGCUAUGUAUAGAGGCAGUGAUCCAUCUCCUGUCGCAACCAUUCCGUUCCAAUCAAAUAUCUUGAGCAAAGAGUUAGAAAAAUCAAAUCAAAGCCAGAAGAUGAUUGAACUUUCGGAGGUGAAGACUGUUGAGGUCUUUUUGGAGAUUGUGGGAGUCAAAAACUUACCGGAGGGACACAAGGGAAGCCUCUUUGUGAUGUUUAGUAAAAAACAACCUGAUGUAUUCUUUAAUGUUAAGCGGAAACUUACAAUCCUAUCAGAAUCUGGAGAGAAAAACGUUGCUUAUUUCCAAUGUGAACCUAAGGGAGAGCUUUUGUUUGAACUUGUAUCACAUUCAUCUUCCAACUUACCACUAACCAAGGUGUGUAAAACAAUGGGCACUUCUUCAUUCUCCCUGGAAGACUUUUUGAAUCCCGUGUCCGAACUUUCUGUGGAAAGAUGGGUGGAAUUACAACCUACUUCUGGCAAUAUGAGCUCAAAGCCAAUCUGCCUCCGAAUUGCUGUCUCAUUUACUGUUCCCAUCCAAGCACCAUAUGAACUGCACAUGAUUCCUUCCCGAGCACACUCAAAAAGUUCUUGCUUCUUCCCGCUCCCUGGAAGGACACAAAAUGCUAAGAGCUGGACUCGUAUCGUUGAGCAAACUGACGCUGAGAUUAUCAGCCUACAAAUGAGGGACUCUACAAAGGCAAAGGAGAAUGAAAGAAGCAUUCUUAAGCAGCAAGUAACUGGUGUUAUGAAGUCUGGUGAAACAUGUAUGCUCGCAGAGUUUGUGGGGACUCGGUGGUGUUUGAUAGAUUCUCAGUGGUACCUUGAGCUCAAAAAGAAAUGCAACAAAGAGGAUCAUCUCUUUGAGCUCAUAGGCAGUCGGAUGGUAAAAAUUUUCCAGGGAAAAAAGCUCGAUUUUGAGCCUAAACAUUGUGAGAAGAAGAGAAAUGAAAAAGAUUUUAUGACUGCAGUUGAAUUUUCUACGGAGGAUCCAUAUGGAAAAGCUGUGGCAUUGCUUGAUUUAAAGUCUGGAUUUGUCGAGGUAAAAGAAGCUUGGUUCGUGCUGCCUGUAAUCAUAUCAGCCUUCAUACUUUCUGAUAUUUUGAAGAAGGAAGGAUAUAAUGGUUUCACUUCUAACAGAGAAAAUCUGAAGGAGGUGGAUGGUUUAGUCGAAAAGGCCAAAGGCUUCCAUGAGGAACCUGAGCAAACCAGUCUGCUCGCAUCUGCAGAAAGUAACACGGAGUUGACGGUGGAUGUGGCUAAAGGAAGUUUAGUGAAGAGUCAAGGCUUGAGAGGUGGUUGUGGCAGUGGUUGUGGCGGCGCAUGUGGAGACAUGGUGAGGAGUGGAAAGUGUGGAGGUGGUUGUGGCAGUGGAUGUGGAGACAUGGUGAGGAGUGGAAAGUGUGGAGGUGGUUGUGGCAGCGGAUGUGGAGAAUUGAUGGGGAGUGGAAACGGUGGUGGUGGUGGUUGUGGCGGGGGGUGUGGUGGGGGAUGUGGAGAUGUUGUGGGGAGUGGAAAUGAUGGUGGCGAUUGUGGUGGGGCUUGUGGUGGGGGGUGUGGUAGCUUGGUGAGGAGUGGAACGGAUGGUGGUAGUUGUGGCAGCGGUUGUGGUGGUGGUUGUGGUAGCAUGGUGAGGAGUGGAAAGUGUGGCGGCGGUUGUGGCGGGUGUGGUGGUGGUUGUGGUGGGUGUGGUGGCGGUUGUGGUGGCAUGGUGAGGAGUGGAAACUGA
Molecule: messenger RNA, 2574 nt
Organism: Dovyalis caffra
Lineage: Eukaryota; Viridiplantae; Streptophyta; Magnoliopsida; Malpighiales; Salicaceae
Source: the annotation of a GenBank genome assembly